Molecule: messenger RNA, 885 nt
Organism: Brettanomyces bruxellensis
Lineage: Eukaryota; Fungi; Ascomycota; Pichiomycetes; Pichiales; Pichiaceae
Gene: BRX1
Product: Ribosome biogenesis protein brx1
Exons: 1
Coding region: 1-885 (294 amino acids)
Biological process (GO): ribosomal large subunit assembly; rRNA processing
Cellular component (GO): nucleolus
Molecular function (GO): rRNA binding
Source: RefSeq, a predicted model, not a curated record
AUGUCUGCAAUCUACAAGGCCCUCACGGGGUCGAAAGAGAUGUCCCAAACUAAAGGAUCAAAAGUUUCAAAAAAAAGAGUUAACAGGCAAAGAGUGCUGCUCAUAUCUUCAAGGGGUGUUACAUUUAGACAUCGCCAUCUUUUGAACGAUUUAUACGCUUUACUACCACAUUCAAGAAAAGAACCAAAGUUGGAUACAAAGAAAUCGCUUUAUGAGUUAAACGAGCUUGCCGAGUUGUACAACUGCAAUAACAUAAUGUACUUUGAAGCUCGUAAGCAUCAGGAUUUGUACAUGUGGCUUUCGAAGCCACCUAAUGGACCUACGAUCAAGUUCUACAUCCAGAAUUUGCACACUAUGGAAGAGCUCAACUUCACGGGAAACUGUCUUAAAGGUUCGAGGCCCAUUCUCUCGUUUGACAAGGCUUUUGACAUGGAUGAAAAGUAUCAACUCAUGAAAGAGAUGUUCACACAGCAGUUUGGUGUUCCACCUCGUGCAAGGAAGUCAAAGCCAUUUAUUGAUCAUGUUAUGACAUUUUCCAUCGUCGAUGAGAAGAUAUGGAUCAGAAACUACCAGAUUAACGAGCCAAAAGAGGUGCAAACCGAUCCAAAUGCAGAAGAUGAUGAGCAGCAGCAAAUCAGUUUGGUUGAAAUUGGACCCAGACUCGUGCUUACGCCAAUAAUCAUCCUUGAAGGUUCAUUUGGAGGUCCGAAGAUCUUCGAAAACAAGCAGUAUGUGUCGCCAAAUGUUGUCAGAGCUCAGUUGAAGCAGAAAGCUGCAGAACAAGCCAGAGACAGGCAGCAAGAUGCAGUUGAUAAGAAGGUGAGGAAAUCCAGCCGUGUGGCUAAGAAGAACCCAUUGUCUAAUGAUGCUCUUUUCAAGGAGUAG